This is a messenger RNA of Ascoidea rubescens DSM 1968, 1131 nucleotides long. Its product is annotated as zinc-dependent alcohol dehydrogenase. The record is from RefSeq and is a predicted model, not a curated record. Lineage: Eukaryota; Fungi; Ascomycota; Saccharomycetes; Ascoideales; Ascoideaceae. The transcript has a single exon. The coding region runs from base 1 to 1131 and encodes 376 amino acids. Gene Ontology annotation, molecular function: zinc ion binding; oxidoreductase activity.
AUGUACAGACCAGCUUUAUUAAAUAACUCCAACAGAUUCAUUGCAUCCAAUUUUAUUAGAAAUUUUUCUAAUUCAAGAAUUGUUAGAUUAGCAAUUCCAACUAGUCAAAAGGGUGUUAUUUUUGAAACUAAUGGUGGUCCAUUGAUUUACAAAGAUAUUCCAGUUCCAGUUCCUAAACCAAAUGAAAUUUUAAUCAAUGUUAAAUAUUCUGGUGUUUGUCACACUGAUUUACAUGCCUGGAAGGGGGACUGGCCAUUAGCCACAAAAUUACCUUUAGUCGGUGGUCAUGAAGGUGCUGGUGUUGUUGUUGCCAAAGGUUCUGAAGUUAAAAACUUUGAAAUUGGUGAUUAUGCUGGUAUUAAAUGGCUUAAUGGCUCAUGUAUGUCCUGUGAAUUAUGUGAAUUGGGUUAUGAAUCCAACUGUGCUAAAGCCGAUUUAUCAGGUUAUACUCACGAUGGUUCUUUCCAACAGUAUGCUACAGCUGAUGCUGUUCAAGCUGCCAUGAUUCCCAAAUCUGCUGACUUGGCUCAAAUUGCACCAAUUUUAUGUGCUGGUGUCACUGUUUAUAAAGCUCUUAAAUCUGCUGAUUUGCAACAAGGCCAGUGGGUGUGUAUCUCUGGUGCUGGUGGUGGUUUAGGCUCUUUAGCUAUUCAAUAUGCUAAAGCCAUGGGUUUCAGGGUCAUUGGUAUUGAUGCUGGUUCAAAAGAAGCUCUUUGUAAAGAAUGUGGUGCCGAAGAGUUUGUGGAUUUUUCCAAAACUAAAGAUUUGGUUGCUGAAAUCCAAGAAAAGACCAAAGGUGGUCCUCAUGGUGUUAUCAACGUCUCUGUCUCUGAAAAGGCUAUUUCAACUUCAUGUGAAUAUGUUAGACCAUGUGGUAAAGUUGUUUUAGUUGGUUUGCCAGCCGAUGCUGUUUGCAAAUCUGAAGUCUUCUCCCAUGUUGUCAAAUCUCUUAAUAUCAUUGGUUCCUAUGUUGGUAACAGAGCUGAUACAAGAGAAGCAAUUGAUUUCUUUAGCAGAGGUUUAGUUAAAUCACCAAUUAAAGUUGUUGGAUUAUCAGAAUUACCAGAAGUCUAUAAAUUAAUGGAAGAAGGCAAGAUUCUUGGUCGUUAUGUUCUUGAUACUGCUAAAUAA